Penicillium chermesinum is the source of this 2175-nucleotide messenger RNA. RefSeq names its product peroxisomal copper amine oxidase. The transcript has 3 exons. The record is from RefSeq and is a predicted model, not a curated record. Gene Ontology annotation, molecular function: quinone binding; primary methylamine oxidase activity; copper ion binding. Lineage: Eukaryota; Fungi; Ascomycota; Eurotiomycetes; Eurotiales; Aspergillaceae. Gene Ontology annotation, biological process: amine metabolic process. Bases 1 to 2175 code for a protein of 724 amino acids.
AUGUGGUGUAACAAUAUCCAGUUUUCUCGAGGUCUGUUCACAACUGCCGGCCUUGUCCUGACCUCGAACCUCCGAGUCUCUGACCCCGACAGUACAUAUACUCCAGGAGAUAAAGCCACCGGCAUGGUUCUCGAUCGACUCCAGCAGUUGACCUACCAAGUCCACGGCACAUCUGCCCCGCCACACCCAUUUGAUCCUCUCUCAACGAAAGAGAUUGAGGCCGUGGUUGCGAUUGUGCGAAAGGAACAUGGCAAACUUAACUUCAAUGCAGUGACCUUGUAUGAGCCGCGAAAGGCGGAGAUGCUGGCGUGGCUCGCCAAUCCUGACGGAGCUCCUCGGCCAGCCCGUGCAGCUGAUGUUGUUGCGAUUUCGCCAGGAGGUAAAUUGUACGACGGGGUGGUCAACUUGGACCAGAAUAAGAUCGUUGAAUGGAAGCACACUCCCAAUGCGCAGCCUCUUAUCACCAUGGAGGAUUUGCAGGAAGUGGAGCAUGUUGUGCGCAAGGACCCUAAAGUCAUUGAACAAUGCACCAUCAUUGGAAUUCCUCCUGAUGAGAUGCACAAAGUCUACUGCGAUCCAUGGACCAUCGGAUAUGACGAGCGCUUUGGGAAUCAAGUGCGGUUGCAACAAGCUCUGAUGUACUACCGACCCCAUCCGGAUGACUCCCAGUAUACAUUCCCUCUGGAUUUCUGCCCUAUCUUCAACUCCGAGACUAAAGAGAUUAUCCACAUUGAUGUGCCUCCUAUCCGACGACCGGUCAAUAAGGCACCUCCCAACAACUACCACGUCGCGGCGAUCGAGAAAGAAGGCGGAUACCGUAAGGACAUCAAGCCUCUUCAUAUCACUCAGCCCGAGGGCGUGUCUUUCACAGUGAAAGACCGCAUUAUCGAGUGGCAGAAUUGGAGCGUCCAUGUAGGUUUUAACUACCGUGAAGGAAUCGUCCUGAACAACAUCACUUUCAACGACAAGGGCAAUGUUCGCCCAGUCUUCUACCGGCUUUCUCUGGCUGAGAUGGUUGUUCCAUACGGCAAUCCUGAGCACCCACAUCAGCGAAAGCACGCUUUUGAUCUGGGUGAAUACGGUGGCGGUUACAUGACCAACAGCCUGUCGCUGGGAUGUGACUGCAAGGGAGCUAUCCACUACAUGGAUGCUGCAUUUGUCAACCGCGCGGGUGCCGCCAACAUUAUCAAGAAUGCUAUCUGUAUCCACGAAGAAGAUGCCGGCAUCCUUUUCAAGCACACGGAUUUCCGCGACGAUUCAACAAUCGUCACCCGCGGUCGUAAGCUGAUCAUUUCGCAUAUCUUCACCGCCGCGAAUUAUGAGUACUGUGUCUACUGGAUCUUCCACCAAGAUGGUACAAUCCAAUUGGAGAUUAAGCUCACCGGGAUCUUGAACACCUACUCGCUCAAUCCUGGUGAAGACACCAAGGGCUGGGGAACUGAGGUCUAUCCCGGUGUCAAUGCCCACAACCACCAGCAUCUGUUCUGUCUUCGAGUCGACCCUAACAUUGAUGGACCGAACAACACAGUCUUCCAAGUCGAUGCCGUUCAGGGCCCUGGAGAAGUUGGAAGCGCCGAGAACAAGUACGGGAAUGCUUUCUACGCAAAGAAGACCAAGUUUACCACUCCCGUUGAAGCCAUGUCCGACUACGAUGGAUCUACCUCUCGUACUUGGGAGAUGGCCAAUACAAACAAGCUCAACCCAUACAGCAAGAAACCCGUUUGCUACAAGCUUGUCAGCCGCGACGUCCCUCCUCUCCUUCCCAAAGCGGGCGGUCUGGUGUGGAAGCGUGCAGGGUUCGCGCGCCACGCAGUACACGUCACUAAAUACGACGACAACCAAAUUCAUCCGGCCGGCCGCCACGUCCCCCAAACCUCUGGUGAACCCUCGCAGGGCUUACCGGACUGGAUCGAAGCUGCUGGGCCCGAUAGCUCAAUUGAUAACACUGAUAUUGUCCUUUGGCACACUUUCGGCCUUACUCAUUUCCCAUCACCUGAAGACUACCCCGUCAUGCCCGCCGAGCCUAUGACUCUUCUGCUGCGUCCUCGACACUUUUUUGACAGAAACCCUGUUCUUGAUGUGCCGCCGAGCUUCGCUCGCACGCCGACCCAGGUGGCAUCUGGAUCGAACAACUGCGCAUGCCGCAAGAAUGAUGGAUCGAGUGUGCAGGUUUGA